Molecule: messenger RNA, 1649 nt
Organism: Cicer arietinum (chickpea)
Lineage: Eukaryota; Viridiplantae; Streptophyta; Magnoliopsida; Fabales; Fabaceae
Product: adenine nucleotide transporter BT1, chloroplastic/mitochondrial-like
Biological process (GO): transmembrane transport
Source: RefSeq, a predicted model, not a curated record
CCAUUCAAUUCAACAUAACGCAAGGCCUCCACUGAUACAGAGAAUCCUUUCUCUCAAGAUUGGUCUGUUGUUGUUGAGAGAGAAACAUACUCCCACACAGAUUCACACCACCUACCCCCUUCUCUCUCUCUCUCUCUCUCUCUCUCUCUCUCUCGCAUUCUCCGCCGUCUCUUUCUCUCAUUCUCUUUUCUCCACUACAAAAUUCCAAAAGGGGUUUUAUACUUUCUCACAACCUUCUGAUUAAUGGGUCGCAAAGGAAUUAACAAAAACAAUCUCUUUGAUGACAAAAGACACGCUUUUUUCUCAAUCUCCAAUCUGGGUUCUCAAUGGGCUGACGUUGAUGUUCAAGAACAAGGGUAUUACAAUCAUUUCCACCACCCUGGUGGUUUAUUUGCAAGCAUUGGUCAAAUGGGUAUGGGUUUUGGUGGAGUUCAACAACCAAAUUCGUCUUCCGAUUCUUCUUCUCAACGAAACAACGGAAUGAGGAUUCCAUGCACUGAGUUGUACAUUAGGUAUGUGCAAUCAGAAGGGAAAGUGAAGAUUCUUGGUGUUCCUGAUGAGGAUGAAGAUGAAAUAGUGGAAGGUGUUAAGGGGAAGAAAAAGGGUAGUCUUAAAAAGUUUAAGAUUAAGGUCAAAAACCCUUCGUUGAGGAGGUUGAUUAGUGGUGCUUUUGCUGGGGCUAUUUCAAGGACUGCUGUUGCACCUUUGGAAACUAUUAGGACUCAUUUGAUGGUUGGAAGUAGUGGUCAUUCUUCUAGCGAGGUGUUUAACAAUAUCAUGAAGACUGAUGGGUGGAAAGGGUUGUUUAGGGGUAAUUUUGUCAAUGUCAUAAGGGUUGCACCUAGCAAGGCCAUUGAGCUAUUUGCUUAUGAUACAGUUAACAAGAACCUCUCCUCAAGGCUUGGGGAACAGCCUAAACUCCCUAUUCCUCCAUCAUUGAUUGCAGGUGCUUGUGCUGGAGUUAGUUCAACUAUUAUCACAUAUCCUCUAGAAUUACUCAAGACUAGAUUAACUAUCCAGAGAGGUGUUUAUAACGGUCUACUCGACGCGUUUGUGAAAAUAAUUCGAGAAGAGGGUGCUUCGGAACUGUAUAGAGGCCUUGCUCCUAGUCUUAUUGGAGUUAUUCCAUAUUCUGCCACUAAUUACUUUGCCUAUGACACUUUAAGGAAAGUGUACAAAAAAGUUUUUAAACAAGAGAAGAUUGGCAACAUUGAAACCCUUUUGAUAGGAUCUGCGGCCGGCGCUAUUUCAAGUAGCGCUACUUUCCCCCUUGAAGUUGCUCGCAAGCAAAUGCAAGUGGGAGCACUUAGUGGAAGACAGGUUUACAAAAAUGUGAUUCAUGCACUUGCAUGCAUACUUGAGCAAGAAGGUAUUCAAGGUUUGUAUAGAGGAUUAGGACCAAGCUGCAUGAAGUUGGUGCCUGCUGCAGGAAUCUCUUUCAUGUGCUAUGAAGCAUGCAAGAGGAUUUUGAUAGAGGAAGAUGAUAAAGAGGAAUAGAAUGAGUUAGAGUACCUGAGUUCUGAUUUUUAUUUUCAUUUUUCAAAUUUGAUUAAAAUAUUUUGGCUUAUUGGAUUUUUUUUAAUCUCCUAAUAACUUUUAAUAAGAAAUUGAGAAUUGAAUAAUGGUUUUGAUUUGUUUUUUUAGUUACU